This is a messenger RNA of Cervus elaphus (red deer), 3098 nucleotides long. It is a transcript of the gene FAM114A1, whose product is annotated as family with sequence similarity 114 member A1. The record is from RefSeq and is a predicted model, not a curated record. The transcript is spliced from 14 exons. The coding region runs from base 143 to 1831 and encodes 562 amino acids. NCBI's taxonomy places the organism in Eukaryota, Metazoa, Chordata, Mammalia, Artiodactyla, Cervidae.
CCCCAAGAUCCGCCCCGGGCGGGGGUGGGCGCCCCUCCAGCACACCAGGCGGCACAAAGUUCGGAAAAACCAAGUUUCCGAUGGUUGGUCGGAAGUGCGGCGGGGACACUGCUCCUGGACCCGGGCAGCCUGGAUUAUUAAAAUGUCUGACAAUGGCGAUGACACGUUAGCCUCUGGAGACAAAGAAGAAAUUACCAACAAGCCCAACAGUGAUACUUUACCCAAAGAUGCAGAAGUGCACUGUGAUUCAGCUACAAUUUCAAAUGAGCUCACGCCAGCGAAUCCCAGAAGAGAUGUGCAUGAAAAUGAGGCUGUUCCGGGUGCAGAGACUGUGGACACUGGACUCGCCGAGCAGCCCAAAGACCUUGGCGCCCUGGAGCCGCCCCUCAAUGGGGAAGUGACUGAGGAUGCCCUCGCUGGGUGUGUUGAUGCCGUGAGCCUCGAGGCAGAAGCUGGAUCCGAAAUACCCCUGAAAGAACAGAGUGAUCCGGCUGUGGAUUCCUCUCCACGUGGAGGGGGCUGGGCAGGCUGGGGCUCCUGGGGCAAAUCUCUGCUCUCGUCAGCAUCUGCCACAGUAGGUCACGGAUUGACAGCAGUCAAGGAAAAGGCAGGGGCCACCCUCCGGAUUCACAGUGCAAACUCUGGCCCUUCCGAAGGGGCCCAACCUGAUGAUGAAAAUGAAGUCUCUCAAACUGAUGCAGCCGCAGAUCAGAGCCCCGCAGAAAGCCCACCCACUCCUCCUUCCUCGGGGUCUCGGGGCAUGCUGUCAGCCAUCACCAGCGCGGUUCAGAACACAGGUAAAAGCGUCUUAACUGGUGGUCUUGAUGCUUUGGAAUUCAUCGGCAAGAAAACCAUGAAUGUCCUUGCGGAAAGUGACCCAGGUUUUAAGCGGACCAAGACACUCAUGGAGAGAACUGUUUCUUUAUCUCAGAUGUUACGAGAGGCCAAAGAGAAGGAGAAGCAGAGGUUGGCACAGCAGCUCCCAGCCGAGAGGACCGCACACUACGGGAUGCUAUUCGAUGAGUAUCAAGGUUUGUCACACCUGGAAGCCCUGGAAAUUCUGUCCAAUGAAAGUGAAAGCAAGGUUCAGUCAUUUUUAGCAUCACUUGAUGGAGAGAAGCUGGAGGUCUUAAAAAAUGACCUAAUUUCCAUUAAAGACAUCUUUGCAGCCAAAGUAUUCGAGAAUGAAGAGAAUCAAGAAGUGCAAGGCAUAGAAGCAAAGGAAGAAGAGUUUGCUAGCAUGCUUACAGAGCUUCUCUUUGAAUUACAUGUUGCAGCCACACCUGACAAACUCAAUAAGGCCAUGAAAAAAGCUCAUGACUGGGUGGAAGACGAUCAAACUGUGGUAUCAGUAGAUGUGGCUGAAGAGUCAGAAGACAAAGCUGGGAAGGAAGAAAAGGAAGAGAAACCUGAAAAUCCUGAAGAAGACAAGAAGAAAGAAAAGACAAAUAAGACAGUCGAGGAAGUUUACAUGCUGUCCAUUGAAAGCCUGGCAGAAGUAACAGCUCGCUGUAUUGAGCAGCUUCAUAAAGUAGCAGAAUUAAUUCUUCAUGGACAAGAAGAAGAAAAAUCAGCUCAGGACCAAGCAAAAGUUCUGAUAAAAUUAACUACUGCAAUGUGCAAAGAAGUGGCCUCCUUAUCAGAGAAGUUUACAUCUUCUUUAACCACUGUUGGGAGCAACCAGAAGGCCGAGGUCCUUAACCCCAUGAUCAAUAGUGUAUUGUUAGAGGGCUGCAAUAGCACCGCGUACAUACAGGACGCCUUCCAGCUGCUGCUGCCUGUCCUGCAGGCUUCUCACAUCCAGACCAGCCGUUCCAAAGCACAGCCGUGACCUGGCCAGACUUCAUCUUGGUAAAGGAAACACUGGGCCCUGUUGCUCCGAUGUGCGUUUCCUGGGAAGUUUUCCAUGCAUCCAGCCGCAGACGCCCGUUUGGAGACACUACAAGCAAUUUUGCACAGAUAGUAUUGAAAAUGCAAGUUUAAAGAGAGUAUCAUUUCUCUCAAUGUAUAUGGUUGUUUUUACAAAUAAUUAUGUUUCUUUUAUGUUAAUUUAAACUUUCACAGCUUUGUAUUGAUAAUUUCCUUUAAUCUGGAGUUCACUGACAAAUAUUCACUUCCAUUUUCCUGGUUAAGCAUGUUAUCUUUGGCAAGUCAUGAGCGGACCCUAGACUUUAAAUUUCUACUUUAAAUUUUCCCAUUCUUGUAGUAUGACUUUAAAUCAGUUCUUAUAGUGGACUUAGUUUUAUUAUAUAAAUGCCAUGGGCAGAGAUAACACUACUUAUAGAUUUUUACCUAUUAUAGUGGAAGGGGAAUAUAGGUGUCUCUUUAUACUCAUUCAUUCUUCAAACAAGCAUAUAUUGAGCUCCUACUGUGUGUGUGCUCACAGUAGAAGAACAUGAUCUCACCCCGGUAGAAACAGAUAUUCUGAAAGAGGACUUACAAUCAUUCUGAAAAAGCUUUAAAAUACUAAUAACUUUUCUAAACCUUAAAAAAGUUGACGAACAAGGUAAAUAAGUAUUUUUUAAAAUGUUCUACCCCUCAGCAGAUUGGAUUUUUCACACUCCUUGAAUUUUUUUAUCCAAAACUUUACAUAUGGGAUGAAAAUACAUAUGAUAAGGGAUACUAAAGAAUAUUUUGUUUAACACUGACUUCUUAUGACCAUAAGUACAUAAUGGCAUAAUCACAGAGCUUGCAAGUAUUUAGAUAGAAUAUUAGAGGGAUUACAACACAGUAGACCCCCAGGACUGCACUUUAAAAUCAACUACAGUUGAGUCAAGCUAUUCCAUGAAUACACAGAUCACACUCCCUGGUGGCAAAUGCCAUCAUUGCUUCUAAAGACAGAACAUGUUGAUGUGUGGGUAACUAAAUGGUAUUACAAUCCAAGAGGCUGCAGCGAAGACCCUGCAGCCGGGAGAGGCAUUGUCAAUGGGCAGGCCUCCCCUCCAGGCCCAGAGUUCACUCUGGGCAGGGGUUUCAUACGACAUCCUUGUCUGGGAGCCCCAGUGACAUCCCUCCCUCCCAGGUUCCAUCACAAGGUGUCUUACCAGUGGCUCUCUUCUGGUGAGACAAAGCCUGUACGUUAGCCUUGUUCACGUUUG